Messenger RNA from Adelges cooleyi (spruce gall adelgid), 1901 nucleotides. RefSeq names its product xyloside xylosyltransferase 1. The record is from RefSeq and is a predicted model, not a curated record. The coding region runs from base 744 to 1784 and encodes 346 amino acids. The transcript is spliced from 4 exons. Gene Ontology annotation, molecular function: UDP-xylosyltransferase activity. Lineage: Eukaryota; Metazoa; Arthropoda; Insecta; Hemiptera; Adelgidae.
GUGAGCAGCGACCAUUAUGUUGGUCUUGAACACUUUCUUGCAAACCCAACAGAAGUGGAUCUUAACUUUCGUAGGAUGGCCGUAUGGGAUUUGUACGGGAAUUUUUGUUUCCAUAAUGUCUUACACCGUCGGGUUAGGUAGAUUCGUCGUAUAGACAAUUUCUCACGGUGCCGAGAAACUACAAUUAUUGACUCGAUGUGAGACUUCACAGUUCACCAUAAUAGUAUUGUUAUUUGUUUUUUCGUCGAGCGUCGUGUUGUUUACUCGUUUUACCUCCACGUUAUCGUGGUAAUGGUCAACGUUUCCAUCAUAGACCUGUAAAGAAAUGGACUGAUAGAGUAGAGAGAGGUCCGAAUAUCGACAUCGUUAAAAAGAGACAGAGAGAGUUGUUAGGUUUGUCAUGGAAAAAAUAAUAUCACGGAGAAAUAGUAAUAUGAUAAUACCCGAUAACGAAAUUUUUAUAUUAAAAUGUUUUAAUCAAUCUUAUUAGUUAUUAAAAUAUUGAAGUGAUAAACUUUGUAAGUUACAUAGUAUUUAGCAGUUGUUGUCUAUUGGUUUCUAUUUUCUCAGUUUUUACUCCUUUCCGCCAACGAAAACCUCAAUUUUUUUAUUAUUAGUAGUAGGUAUUAGAUGUGUGGAACAGUGGAAUAAAUUACUAUGAUAAAUUUUGUCAACGUUCAAAAGUUGUUUAAAUUAAAUAGGUACAUCGCGUUUUGUUUAACUUAAAUGAUUGAAAUGCGUCCAUGGUGGUUUUAAUGCGGUCUUAUGCCAAGUUUGUCAUAGCCAUUGCAUUGUUUACUGUUGUUGUCAUUGUGUAUUUUAAUCCGAAAGUUCCCAUUGAUGUUCAAUUGAAAGUGCAAACCUCAUAUCGUGUAGCCAACAAACCAGAAACAAAAGUUAGCAUUUGGGUGACUGUUACGAAAAUCUCGCACGGAUAUUUAUUAGCUAAGUUUCGGAAGUUUUUCAAGUCCCUGAUCGGCCGACGCGGAACGUGUCAUUCCACGUUCGAAUUGAACCUGAUAACUGACAAUGAGAGUCGGCCAACAUUGGACAAUGUGAUUUCAGAAUAUUUGAAACAGUAUGAGGAAACUCGCCUCCAGGUGAUUCACCACGAUUUCCAAGAUGUCCUGAAAACCGUACACGCCAAAAUCGAGCCAUUGAAACGAUUUUUCCAGUCAUCGAAGGGGUCUUAUUACAGCGAUGAUGUGUUCUACUUGUCGCCCGCACUCCAUCUUGUCGCUCCUGAUACUGUGGACAAAGCUGUUGUGCUGGACGUCGACACCGAGUUUCACUCGAGUGUUUGCGAUCUUCACAACAUAUUCGACAACUUUACUGAUACGGAAAUAUUCGGCUUGGCCCCAGAACUGUCUCCGGUCUACCAUCAUAUCCUAUGGAAAUGGCGCUAUUUUCAAGGCGAAAAGCGCAAACCGAAAGCAGAGCGCGGCAACAUGCAGGGUUUGAACAGCGGUGUAGUGUUGUUAAACUUGGAGCGAAUGCGUAACAACAACAGUGUCCUGUACGAUCGGCUCAUCAGUCCGCAAUGGAUCUCCACCGUUGUUCAAAAGUAUUUGUUUAAAGGUCAUUUGGGAGACCAAGACUGGUACACUUUGGUGAGUUUUGAAUACCCCGAAAUGAUCUAUCAAUUGGAGUGUGGAUGGAAUCGUCAGCUCUGCACUUGGUGGAAACAUCACGGAUACGCCGAGACGUUUGAUUCGUUUGCAAAGUGUGACGGCAAAAUAAAUUUAUAUCACGGCAACUGCAACACGCCUAUUCCGUCAAACUAAUCUUUAUAAUUCUAAAAAAACCUACAAAAUAGGCAAAAAAUGUUUUUUAUACAAUAAAUUAUCGACAAUUGUUAUAUUUUUACUGACUAUUGACUUAUGAAUAUUAUUUUAAACAAA